AUGAAGACUCUAAAGUUCCUCUCAGCUGAAGCCUUCGUUCAAACUGGCCCAAACGCACGUAGAAACCUCCACUGCUUGUCCUACAAUCUCUACCCAAUCCUCUUCAAGGCUAGUUAUCUGCACGAGGAGGCUUCGUUUCUCCACGACCUGGUGCAAACGUGGCCUCUGACUGAGCUGAACUUGCGUAAACUGUUAGGAAAGACGACGGACUGUCCUGAAGACCUCACGUGCAGCACUUGCAGGCUCUGUCUUGAAGCGUUUCUCACAGGUUUGAGGGACUAUGUGCUUCAAGCUUCAACCACUUACGCUAAAAUCCUGCAGGUUGUGGAUUUAAUAGGCAUUCGAGACACUGAACACCAGAUUUGUCAAUGCAGACGGACUCUUGGGCGUUGGGCGCGCACUGAAAUGCUCACACGAGUGUGUUAUGAGACUAUGGUGUCCAUGCAAGCCGGCCAAUCAGCACCGUCUGCGUUCAAUGUGGAGGUUGACGUCCGAUUAGAUGCAUUUGUGACCGGACGCAAUUACGAGGUAGUCUCUCAGGCUCUAUUGCUGCGCAGACAUUGCCCGUUGAAACUGCAGUUUGUUGGUCUGCGCGUGGAUUCGUUGAGUCUCAGGAACCUGUUUUACCUUCUGAAGCUGGUGGAGUCUCACGGCCCGCAGAAGCUGGAGGUGGUGCACAAUGUCCACCUGGAGGCUCCACAUAUUGAGGUGAUGCUGUCCCAGCUGAAGUUCCCUCGCCUGCGCUCGCUCACCUUCCCCGCGCAGGCUCUGAAUGUGCACCGGCUGGGAUUGGAGGAUCAGGAUCUCAUGAGGGUUCUGGGGGAGCUGAUGAGCAAACUGACUGAGCUGAGAGAGCUAUAUCUGGGGUUCUCCACGCUCACUGGACACCUGAGGAAACUGCUGAGUCCUCUAAAUACGCCACUGGAGUGUAUCGAGCUGGCCAACUGCAGUAUCAAUGCUCUGGACAUGGCCUACUUCGCUAACAGCCUGCACAGUGAACACUUAGUAAAGCUGGAUCUGAGCGGCCAUGAGGUGGCAGAUCUCUUCCCCAACACCUUCCGGAAGCUUCUGCAGCGCUGCUCCAGCACACUCAUAAGUCUGGGUCUGGAGGAGUGCGGACUGGAUGAUGAGAAGCUGGAUCUGCUCACCCAGGCACUCACACCCUGCCACGGCCUGCAGGAGCUGAAGAUUCUGGGCAAUCCUCUGACUUCUGCUGCCCUGCACAGACUAUUCAACACGCUGGCCAACGCUUACCCCGCGCUCAGAUAUGUUGAGCUGCCUGUGCCUCGAGACUGUUAUCCAGAAAGUGUGACGUACCCGCUGGAUGAUCGGACUCUGGUCAACUACGACAGUGAUAAGUUCCAGCAGGCCAGGACUGAACUUGUUGGCAUUCUGGAGCGUGAAGGGAAAGGACACGUGGAAGUCUGUACGCCGUUACUCGGGGUCUACGAUGCUGACAUCAACGAGACCAGUAAUGAGCUGGGGGUCUCCAUGCUGAGCUCAUUCAAUAACGUCAUCGGAAGCUUCAUUGAUACGGUUAACACGGUCACUCAACGCAGAGAGCACAGACUGAUGGAGUAA
Molecule: messenger RNA, 1581 nt
Organism: Danio rerio (zebrafish)
Lineage: Eukaryota; Metazoa; Chordata; Actinopteri; Cypriniformes; Danionidae
Gene: lrrc14b
Product: leucine rich repeat containing 14B
Biological process (GO): negative regulation of cell differentiation; negative regulation of apoptotic process; positive regulation of cell population proliferation
Source: RefSeq, marked provisional